Messenger RNA from Larimichthys crocea (large yellow croaker), 8109 nucleotides. It is a transcript of the gene foxp4, whose product is annotated as forkhead box P4. The transcript has 18 exons. The coding region runs from base 188 to 2398 and encodes 736 amino acids. Gene Ontology annotation, biological process: regulation of transcription by RNA polymerase II. Gene Ontology annotation, cellular component: nucleus. Lineage: Eukaryota; Metazoa; Chordata; Actinopteri; Sciaenidae. The record is from RefSeq and is a predicted model, not a curated record. Gene Ontology annotation, molecular function: RNA polymerase II cis-regulatory region sequence-specific DNA binding; DNA-binding transcription repressor activity, RNA polymerase II-specific.
UUAGUAUCAAGGCGUCAACCUGUGUGAAACAGGUGAACCGUGCAGCCUCACAAUUAAACAAUUAAACAACCGGAAGAGUUGGCUUGAUUUCCAGUGCUGCUGAUGACAUGAUCACCGGGGUUUGACCAGCAGCAGCUGGAGCUCUGUCAGCAACAACAACAACAACAAAAAGAAAAACGCGUUAUGGAUGAUUCAUCUGCAUGAAAAAGGAAGAGAACAGACCAAGGCGUCAAAUAAUGUGCCAGUGAUGAUGGUGGAAUCAGCCUCUGAGACCAUUCGAACGACACCGUCCAACCAGAACGGAGUCAGCAGCCUCAGCAGCCAGUCAGAUGGAGGGGGAGGUAGAGAGGGCGGGUCGAACGGAGACACCAACGGAGAGAUCAGCCCCGUCGACUUACUGCACCUGCAACAGCAACAGGCGCUUCAGGCAGCCAGACAGUUCCUCCUCCAGCAAGCCUCUGGACUCAACUCCCCUGGCAGCAACGAGGUCAAACAGAGCCCUGUGCAGGUGCCUGUGUCCAUGGCUAUGAUGAGCCCACAGAUGAUCACUCCUCAGCAGAUGCAACAGAUCCUGUCUCCCCCUCAGCUGCAGGCUCUGCUGCAGCAACAGCAGGCUCUAAUGCUUCAGCAGUUACAGGAGUAUUACAAGAAGCAGCAGGAGCAGUUGCAUCUCCAGCUUCUGACUCAGCAGCAGCAGCAGCAGCAACAGCAGCAGCAGCAACAGCAGCAGCAGCAGCAGCAGCAGCAGGCUGGGAAGCAAGCGGCAAAAGAGCAGUUAGGCAGUAAGCAGUUGGCCUUUCAGCAGCAGCUGAUCCAGAUGCAGCAGCUACAGCAGCAACACAUCCUCAACCUCCAGAGACAAGGCCUGGUCCCGCUGCAGCCCACCGCCACCAUGCAGUCUCUGCAGCAAGCGAUGUGUCCGUCAGACCUCCAGCAGCUGUGGAAGGAGGUGUCGGGGGUGCAGAGCAGUGAGGAGGCCCUGAAACAGGCCGAGGGCCUGGACUUGAGCACCAACGGCUCCAAUUCUACCUCAGGCUUCCCCAAAGCUGCCAGCGCUCACAUCCCACUACACAGCCUGGUCAACGGACAGAGCCACACCCCAAAGAGAGACAGAGCCAGACUGUUUGAGUGGAUAUCCUCCUUCACCAAGGCAGACAGCGGAGAUGACCAUGUCCCCCUUUACUCCAAAGGCAGCCAACCCCCCAGCAGCCAUCAUGAGGAGCAUGCCGGCUCCCAUCCUCUCUACGGCCAUGGAGAGUGUAAGUGGCCUGGCUGUGAAGCACUGUGUGAGGACAUGGGACAGUUCAUCAAGCACUUGAACAACGAGCACGCCCUAGAUGACCGCAGCACCGCUCAGUGCCGAGUCCAGAUGCAGGUGGUUCAGCAGCUGGAGAUACAGCUGGCAAAAGAGAGCGAGCGACUCCAGGCCAUGAUGGCUCACCUGCACAUGCGCCCCUCAGAGCCAAAGCCUUUUAACCAACCUCUGAACCUGGCUUCCAGCGGCUCUCUGUUAAAGCGGGACAGCGACGCCUACCCAGAGGGUCUUCCUCACCCCCCCACCUCAGCUGCCACCCCCAUCACCCCUCUGCGCCAGGGACCCUCGGUCAUCAGCUCCUCCAGUCUGCACACACACUCCCACUCCCACUCGCACGGCGUUGGGCCCAUACGUAGGCGCAACUCCGACAAGUACUGCACCCCCAUCGCCUCAGAGCUGGCUCAGAACUGUGAGUUCUACAAGAACGCUGAUGUCAGGCCUCCCUUUACCUACGCCUCUCUUAUACGUCAUGCCAUUCUGGAGUCCCCAGACAGACAGUUGACUCUAAACGAGAUCUACAACUGGUUUACACGAAAGUUUGCCUAUUUCAGGAGAAACACAGCCACAUGGAAGAAUGCUGUUCGCCACAACCUGAGUCUGCACAAGUGUUUUGUUCGUGUUGAGAACGUGAAGGGGGCCGUGUGGACUGUGGAUGAAGUUGAAUACCAAAAGAGGAGACCACCAAAGAUGACCGGAAGUCCCACUCUGGUGAAAAACAUGAUUUCAGGCCUGGGCUUUGGAUCCCUAAAUGCCAGCUACCAGGCGGCUCUGGCAGAGAGCAGUCUGUCCCUGCUGAACAGCCCUUCCCUGCUGAGCCCUCCGUCUGCAGCCAGCCUCAACAUGCUGCAUGUGGGCCACGAUGAUGUCAGCUCCACCGUGGAGCAGGUCAACAGCAACGGGAGCUGCAGCCCCACGCUCAGCCCUCAGCAGUACAGCCACCAGGUGCAUGUGAAGGAGGAGCCCACUGAGCUGGAGGAGGACAGUCGGCCAGUUUCCCUCCUGGCCGGUGUCACACACAGCCUGCCAUUGCCGAGCGACGAGCGCGACCUCGAGGAGGAUCUUCCCACCGAGGAGCUGGAGUAGGACAAAGAACCAAGACGGACCAGAGGGACGAGACACAGAAAGAUCAAUCCCUCGUCAGCGCGAAGAGGAAAAGAUAGCUUCAGUACACUUAAGAUGAAAAGAGAGAAAAAAAAGAGAAUGUUUUUUUUUGUUUUGUUUGUUUUUAAGAAAAUGCAAGCAACCAAGGACGACAUUGAGAAACUCCAAACAGGGUUAAGAUGAACUCCGUUAACUUUCAGACGCAAAAACAAGGCCAUGGAGCACUGCUUUACCUCCACGUGUUUCUUUUCCGACACGUGGCCCAGAGGUGUAACACCACUCAAUGCAUACACACUCACACGCACACACACUUACACACACACACACACUCAUUCACUUGUCAAACCAUGUCUCCAUCAUCCUCCCUGGUCAAAAGAAACAGCCUCUGUGUAGAGACUCCGAGAGGUUUGGACACGCACCGUCCUCCCUCACCUCACCGCUCUGCAUACACACUGUCGUCUCGGGCUAACCGUUUUUAUCUCCACGUCAGUUUAGAGGACACACAGGUGUGUGUGUGUGUGUGUGUGUGUCAGAAAGAAAGAGAGAGAGACCCACACGGAUUAUGUGUAUAUAGAUUUGGAGCAGUCACCAGGGGCUGUGCAGUAUACCUCUCCUUCUUUCUUCCCCCCCCUCUUUGAGUCAAUCACCUGCUUUUUCAUUUUUCUUUGAUUUGAUUGAAAUGAAACUGUUGGCCUUCAAGACGGGAAGGAAGGAAGAGCGCUUUUUCAAAGAUUACCUCCAACAGUGCUCCAUCACUUCUUGCAGAGCAGGCUCCUGUGUGAGCCCAUGGUGAGGCUGACCCCACCACCCCCACGGAGGCAGGCGGCGUGGCCCUGGUCCAUGUCCAAACUUCUGCCCCGCCCUCCCCUCCAUCCCUCGCCCCAAGCAAGACACUUAGUGACAGACACCUUUUAAACUCUUUGCUUCUAAGUGAGACAAAAAAAAAAGAAGACGACAUUUUCCUACCCCGCCUCCAUCCCUCCCCACCCCACACCCCAAAAAGACUGCAGGAAUAGGACCAUUCGGUGCUGUCCUCCUCUUCUCCGUCUGCUAGACGGAAAGACGAGGUUGGAACACUUUGAGAAGGGGAAGCAGAGAGAAACGAGGGAGGAAGCGUCUACAGAAAUAUUGUGACUAAAAAAAGAAAAAAAAAAGAAAAGAAAAAACUGUUGAUAAUUAUGGAAUAUAACGAGAAAAAAAAACGUGUGGUAGCUUUUGUCAUUUCCUUUUUUCUUUUUUAUUUGAUGUUAUCAUUGUUUUUUGUUUUUUUUGGAGGAUCAAUAUUUCCGCGGUGGCGUUCUGUUUCGAUGCUGUUUUUGUUUUGUUUUUGUAUUUGUGAUUUGUUUGAUUUUUACUCUGGCUGUUCACACCAUUCCAAAUGAGUAUUGGCAAAACAACAACAACAAAAAAAAGAAAAGAAGAAAGCGCAGUAUUGUCCCAACUUGUGAUACCUGUCCCCCACACUCCUGCCCCUCUCUCCCCCUUUCUGCCCCAAGUGUAGCAGGCAAGAAAUUUGGAAAAUAGCACUUAAAGUUGCCAUUAUCCAGACAGAUUAUUUAACAGCUGAACCUUUUUUAUUUUUCUUUUUUUUUUAAUUCUCUCUCAUUCACUUGUUUUCGGUUGUGUAUUUAGUUGAGAACUAUCAGUAAUGCUUUAAAAAAAUAUAUAUAUAUUAUUACUGCAGUCAGAGAAUACCUCAUCCCACAAAGAUUCUGCCUGGAACUGUGUCCAAAUUGAUAAACAAAUAAAGGGGGAAUUCUUUUCUGUGGGACACCAAAAUGUGGCGACUCUGCUCAGCUUGGAUUCAAAGCUCUAUGGUUGUAAUAGUUACUGUGUAGAAGCUAUCUGCAAUUCACUGUGUGAGUUUGUGUUAAAAGGAAUAGCACGUGAGAUUUAUUUUUUUGUUUGUUUUCCAUGAGCAUAGAAAAAAAAACAAAGCAUUACUUUUCUCUACAGUGCCAUACCAAAUUUAACGUUUAUUUUAAUCUAUUAUCUGCUUAUUCCCAUUUUAUUUUUGUUACAGGUAACCAAAGAAAUAUGUAGAAAACCAAAAACCCUGUAGUUUAUUUUGCCCUUUUUUGAGUUUCUUUUUUUUUCUUCUUCUUCUUCUUUCUUCUUCUUUAAGAAUUGGCCAAAAGACAACAAACCAGGAGUUUGAUUUUUAUUUUUUUUGUUCUUAUUGUAUUCAUAUAACUAUUGUGUUGGAAGUUACACAUGAUUUACAGUGCUGACCAUUCCAAAAACCAAAGUGUGUAAGGCAAACUAGAAUUUGGAGACAUCAAAGCUUUUUACAUGAUAAGCGGUUACAAGUGACUCACAUUAGGUAUGAGGCCAAAAAAAAAAAAUAUUAACCAACCUCGCACAGUUCCUCUGAAAAACAAGAGAAAAGCACUUAGAGGUGAAACCCUGUCUCUGCCAUGCUCAGGCUAAAACUGUGUUUCAAACACAAUGCCAGGACCGGCUUUACUACGACAUGAGCAGGCCUGGGGAAAAAAAAACGAGGCUCUAAGUGAGACAUUUGAACACGCGUGUCCCUUAACAACCUGAGAUGCCAAUGAAAACUGAGGUUAAACACAGAACGAGAAGAUUUUGCUCCCUCGAAAACGACCUGGCUUUACUUUUUCUGGUGCUGCCGUUAAUGGACAUCUGAACCAAUCUGUAUGUGGUGUUUACAGGACGAGGACGUGUACUGUAAUGUGGUUAGAAAAGUCACAUUUCUGGACAGGGAGGAGUUAUUCCAAAAACAUAUAUAUUACAAUAAAGAGGGAACAACAGAAAAAAAUAUUAAUAUACCAAUGUAAGAGGAAAACAACCAAGGGACAUCAUGUAAUUUAAAGUCGGGUUCAUAUUUUCAUACUUUUUCCUCAGACUCUCUUGCACUUCAGACGAUUUUUCUUAUUUAAUGAAAGAACCUUUCUGAUGACUUUGUGUUCAAACAGGACUGUUCCCUGUCACAUUAGAGACUGAUUUCUAACAAAGUACAAAGUGGCAGACAGGACAUCUUGAAACGAGAUAAAAAACCAAAAAUAACACUACCUCCUUUUCAAAACGGUUCAACACAUAGCCAAUGCGAGACUGAACUCUCUUAAAUAUUUUAUUUUAUUUUUUAUUUUUUUUGCUCCAUUCUUCCUGGAUGAUAAUAAUGAAUGCCAAAAUUGUUGUUACACAUACUGUAUGACUGACACAAAAAAGAAAAGAAGAAGAUAUUUGGCUAUCUGGACUCCCUAACACAUCUGCUUAAGCCCAAAAACAUAGAGACGUUUUCACUUUCCAUGGAAUUAAAAAUGACUACCUCUCCUUAAACCACAUCUAAAGCACUCUCUACGUCUCAAAGUGUGUUGUGAAGUGCUCACUAUAUAUGAAAAGUUUUCUAUCAGCUGUGUAAAAAAAAAACUGACCAUAUUCGUAACACCCGGUUAAUGCUCUCGACUGUGUGCUUUUGACUGUAUGUGUGCAUAUUCAUGAUCGCAGCCAAUGAGAAGCUGGCUGUUAAUGGCUAUCUGGUGUAAGCAGGGAGCUGGUUGUCAGGCGUAACGAUGGGCAGAAUAUAUCAGUGCCACCACACACACAAACACACACACACACACACACACACAGGAAGCAUAGAAGCAGGGCUAUGGUUUAGUGCAACGGAGGCUCUGACCAUCCAGAUAUCCAAAGACCCACAAACACAGCGGCACCCGCUUCACCAAAACACUCGCAGAGACGCUGAGAGGACUAACACACACUUAAAAAGAAACUCAUCACUACUACUACUACUACUAGUAAUAUCCAAACCAAGAGGAACUGCUGCAUACAGUACAUAGAUGAUCUCUGACUUGUGCUUUAAGGUACACCUGUAAACAAAGCUGUUUUAUAAAGAUGUAGAUUGUUCACAGGUCGCCAUGUAACACUUCUGUUCUUUCUCCAGCUUGGCAUAACAUGAUGUAUUCUUGUAUAUUAAUGCUUGACUUUAUCUCUCCAGGGCAUUCUUUCUCAUUUUUGUCCUUUUGAUUUUUCUCUUCUUCUUUGUUUAUUUUUCUUCUCUUCCUCCUUUUUUUUUCUGCACCUGUUUUAGCUAUUGUAAAGCUUUCAGCUCUGAUUCCUAUACUGUACUGCUAAUGCUGAAGUAUAUGUAUUUAUCAUAUUAAGUGCUGCAGGUAUCUUGGUUUUUAUUAGUUUCGUUUCGUUCGUUUUUUCACUUCUUUUUUUUUCAGUUCUUCAUAAAAACGUCUGGGACGCUGAUUUUUUUAAGUGUAUUAUCUCAAAAAAAAGAAAAAAAUGAAAAUUAAAAGAAAAGUUAGAUCAGUGGUUUAGGUAACACCUGUUUGUAUAUUUAUCUUAGCUAGGUCUAUUUUGAUACUUUUUUGUCUCUGUACUGCAUUUAUGCAUUUUUAAGGAAAGAAAAAAACAAAACAAAUGGAAAACAAACUAAAAAAAAGUUACUUCAUUAUGUAUUGAUACCUCAGAAGGACUUUUUCUCAAAGACAGGACCAAAACCUCCGAAAAAGAAAAAGAGAAAGAGGAAAAAAUGUAAGAAUAUGUAGCCCCCUCUCUUGCUUUAAACAAAAAAACACAAAAAAAAAAAAACGCGGAGCUCUAGAAAGGUAUUGCUGUUGGUCCUCUCAGGUGCCAAUAUGUGUCCGAGCUCCCUGUGACCCCCUCCCUCUGACCCCUGACCCCUGUCAUUCCUGUGCUGAACUCCAACCCACAGAGCUGUCAAUCAUCUGCAGGUGCCAUGGGGGUGUCACUGAGCCACACACCUGGCAGGUGGUGACCAGUAACAAACCUCAUCUCCCAGUCUCCCACAGAGGCAGAUCAAAGAUUGACACUGUUGCAUUUUUGAUACUCCUCCUCUUGCGUAGUCUCAAUACCAAAAUGUGGAGUGGCUUGCAGAGAUGCGGCUCAUCCUCUGACUACCAAAGGCAUUGCAAGCAAACAUUUGCUUAGUCCAAACUCCUGAACUGUAACCAAACUGUAACCAAACCAAUGCCACAACCUUAACCAAACAAAAGCCAAGCUACUUCCAAAACUCUUCAUCGACUUCACUGAUCACCUUUACUGAUAGCUGUUAUCUCUCGUACAUCCACGUAAUGGUGUUAUUGGACCGGCCUGCAUCCUGUUGGCUGGUGACUGACUCGAAAGGACACAGGGAGCCCAAAUCCUGACGCGUGAUUGGACAGUUCUGAGGUGUCAUGUGAGGGGGAAGGGACUCUCAAAUAAGUGGAGCUUUGCCUGAUGGUAUUAUCAAGUAGACAGCCAGAAUCCGAUGGAACUACCACUUCAGCUCUCCUCUGGUUAAACCUUAGGAAUGUGUGUACAUUUUCAGCAGUGACUCUCUGAAUUGUUUCUUAGUUUCAGUUUACCUGUUUACCUCUCUUUAUCCUUUGGUUUUUUUGUUCUGUUUCUUGUUAUUUGAAAGUGUGACCCGAGGAAGAGGCGGGGACAGGGACUGGGUGGUGGCUUUAGACAGACAGUGGAGCCCAGCCCUCUGACCCUCCACCCCGGGUAGCCAUGUAAUGCCAGUCACUGCCCUUUUCCUUCAUGCUGUAUAAAACACACACACAUAUAUCUGUGUAUUUGUAACCUGAAUCUUCUUGUGUCUGUUCAUGCAGACAAUAAAAAAUCUGUACAGUAGGUCUAGUUGCAUGUAAUCUGUACUAAUUAUUGACAAUGGCAUUAUAAAAUGCAAUAAAAUACUUAUUACACUGUCA